Molecule: messenger RNA, 980 nt
Organism: Teleopsis dalmanni
Lineage: Eukaryota; Metazoa; Arthropoda; Insecta; Diptera; Diopsidae
Exons: 2
Coding region: 86-817 (243 amino acids)
Source: RefSeq, a predicted model, not a curated record
UCAAACAGUUUCUUGAACAGAUAGUUUCAUUUUCGGCUCUUCGAAAAUACAACUUUUUUGGCUACAUUCGAAACUUCAUUCGAAAAUGUCAGUUCCACUACGAUUAGGAACAUCGCUGGCAUCUAAUGAGCUCCUAAAAAAAAUACCAAAUGUAAGUCCGAUGAUUCACCGGUGUUUCAACUACCGUAAGGAUUGCGGUAAAUUUAGAGAACCGAAAUGUCAUCCAAAAACUCUGAAGGAAUCUAAAUGCGCUAAAGACAAAGCUAAAAGAGAAGCACUAGCUAAAAAAGAUGCGCUUGGAUUUCCAUAUUAUCAUUUAAUAUAUAAUCCAAUAUGUUGUAACGAGAUAUGCCCUGAGCCAUUUCCGCGAUUCGACGACUUAUAUUAUGUGGAAUCUGAUAAAUUGAAACGUAAAUAUCCAAGAACUUGGAAGGAAUGCCUUAAUUAUCCAGAAAAACGCAGACCAGUUUGUGAUUGGCGAAAAGCAAAAGCUAUUCCAUAUGAUAAACGCGUAAGGAAACCACAUGGAGAACCUUGUGAUUGUGGUAUUGUUAUUGAAAAAGCGGAAAAGUGUAAAAAGAUUGUCUCGAAAGGUUGUAAACCUGUUAAAGAUCCGCCUAGCUGUGCACUGGCAAGAAAACCAACAGAUUGUAAAAAAAUUUGCACACAAUAUCCAAGCUUCUCUGAGUGCCAGAAACCUCCAUUUAAGAAAGCUCGAAUAGUAGAAUGUGAUUGCCUAAAAAGUCAAUCGUUGUGCACCCUAUUUCGUUUGCUGAAAAACAAGAAAAAGUACAAGAACAGAGUUACCGUUCAAUAAACAUGUUCCUAAAAAGCUCGACAAUAUACUGCUGAUGGCUUCAAAAUCGAUUUCCGUAGAUGUUAUCAACAAUCGUCAUAAUCAACAGUAUUGAUGCUUGGAAUACAUGGACGUAUUUUCAGUGGACGUUUCCGUCUGGGGUACUCUAAGAUCAGGGCCGAUU